CCGCCGAGCCGCCAGCUCCGAGCACGCUGCGCAGCGAGCCGCCGCAUCCGCACCCGCACCCAUGCUGCUGACGCUGGCCAGUGGCGCCCUCUUCUUCCCGGGGCUCUUCGCGCUCAGCACCUGGGCGCUGCGCCGCUCGCGGCCGGGAUGGACGGACGACGACUGCCUGACGGUCGGCACCAGGCUGGUGUCCUCCGUGCAGGCAGUGCUGGCCACCGGGGCGGGGCUCACCAUCAUCUGCUCCUGCAGCAACGUGGUUUCAGACAGGCACUGGCUUGCCAGAGAGUAUGUCUGGUUUCUCAUCCCAUACAUGAUCUACGACUGCUAUGCCAUGUACCUCUGCGAAUGGUGCCGAACCAGAGACCAGAAACUCAGACGUGCCACCAUUUUCCGCAACUUCCUGAUUGAAAACCGCCUAAUGGUCACACAUCAUGCGGUCAUCCUGUUUGUCCUUGUACCUGUUUCACAGAAGCUCAGGGGAGAACUUGGAGACUUCUUUGUCGGCUGCAUCUUCACAGCAGAACUGAGCACUCCAUUUGUGUCGUUGGGCAGAGUUCUGAUUCAGCUAAAGCAGCAGCAUACCCUCCUUUACAAGGUCAACGGAAUCCUCACGCUGACCACCUUUCUGUUCUGCCGGAUCCUUCUUUUCCCCUUCAUGUACUGGUCCUAUGCCCAACACAAAGGAAUAAGCCUGCUCCGAGUACCAUUUAAUAUCCCUUUACACUGCAACGUGGCCAAUGCCGUCCUCAUCUCUCCCCAGCUCUACUGGUUCUCACUGCUGUGCAGGAAGGCAGCCCGGCUCUUUGACACUGCCAAAGCCAAAAAGGAUGGUUAAUUACUCUCAGGAGCCAGGCUCUUACACUAGCUGCUGCCUCUACUCAGUAUUCCAAGGACCAAAUUGUGCCUGGGGGAGCUUCUGCCUUCUGGAUAUUGAUGAGCCUCUGGAUUUGAGGAUUUCUUUCUUCUUUCUUUCUUUCUUUCUUUCUUUCUUUCUUUCUUUCUUUCUUCCUUCCUUUCUUUCUUUCUUUCUUCUUUCUUUCUUUUUCUUUCUCUUUCCUUUUCUUUCUUUUUUUAUUUUUUUGAGGUUUUCUUUUUAAGAAUCCCCAGUACCUUCCCCUUAAACCUGCUCCUUUUGCAAAAGCACUCCCCCUCCCCCCAGCGGUAACUUGGAUCCUGUCAAACCUCCACUGCAGCAAAGUAGUUUUAAUGCAAGCCUGAGGAGCCUUCCUUGGGCCUAUGGUAAGAGCUCUGGGAGGUGAAGCACCGCUAUCCUCACUCAGGGCAACAUCCAUAAUACUGGGCCAAAAGCAAGUGACAGCUUGGUUCUUGAAAGUGUCAUUUUUUUUCCAACACUAGGAAAACCAUUGUGGGUGUGUAGUCUUCUGUUUACUAGACAGCCCUGGUCCUCUCAUCGGUAUAUCAACAAUGAAUUCUCAUCCUACUGACUUCCAGUUAGAAGGGCUCGCUGCCAAUGGGCAAGAAGCAGGGCUGAGAACCUGAAGCACUUGAGUAGGUCAGGAGGCCAGCAGAGGCCCGCAGCUCUGCUGGCUGACCUGGUAUAAAGACAGUAGCACAAACUUGGGAGCUUGUUGCAAGCACUCAGCAACACCAUUCCUUUCUUCGCACAACCUCUCAUACCCAGUUUUCUGUGCCCACGUAGAAAGCUGGCCUAAAACUCCAGGGACAAAGUAAAGUGAUGGCUUCUGUAGUGGAUUACUGGAUCAUCCCACUCUGACACUGCCUUUUUAAUUCAAAGCUGAUAGAGAUGUCCACUCCAACCCUUGAGGUCUCAGCCAGGCCAGUGUUCUAGCGCUUCCUGAAGAGACCCAUUUCUGUGUUGAAUGUGCAGCCAUUCAGCCACAGAAGACUAGAGAACACGGGGGCAGCCAAGCUGGCCAGAACAUGUUCUGUGGACCAAUGUGGUAGCCGUGUAGAGCAGGAUCAUCCCUCGCCACAGGCUGGGUAUGAGAGGACCUGCUGCCUCUUCCAAGUGGCAGCAAAAACACUACAAGUGCCUUGUAAUUCACUGUCCAUGGACUUUUAAAGGACUGGAUGAUGAUGUCUCAAAUUUUGAGUUUCAGUUGUUAAUAGGUGCCACUUA
This is a messenger RNA of Arvicola amphibius (Eurasian water vole), 2101 nucleotides long. It is a transcript of the gene Tlcd3a, whose product is annotated as TLC domain containing 3A. Gene Ontology annotation, cellular component: endoplasmic reticulum; membrane. Bases 62 to 835 code for a protein of 257 amino acids. The record is from RefSeq and is a predicted model, not a curated record. The transcript is spliced from 5 exons. Lineage: Eukaryota; Metazoa; Chordata; Mammalia; Rodentia; Cricetidae. Gene Ontology annotation, biological process: lipid homeostasis.